Molecule: messenger RNA, 2347 nt
Organism: Exophiala dermatitidis NIH/UT8656
Lineage: Eukaryota; Fungi; Ascomycota; Eurotiomycetes; Chaetothyriales; Herpotrichiellaceae
Exons: 1
Coding region: 188-2185 (665 amino acids)
Source: RefSeq, a predicted model, not a curated record
UCCCCCGGGACCCAAAAUUGAUUAAUCCCUUCAACCCAACUUCCUGUCGACUGUCUCGCAGUUUGUAUCUUCGUUCAAUAAUUGUCUCCCCAAUUCCCGCUCGAUAUUCUCUUCGGACUGUGUGCCAACAUAUUGAAACACCUCUCAGCAGCUCUGACGCCCGGCAGCGGAUGGUUAUUGUGAAAGGAUGGCGUUUACUAGAGGCUUGCACCUUGGACGAGAACUGCACGCGAAGCUAUAUCACGACACACAGUUGCAAUGCAGCACGGCCCUUGAGAGUAUCGAUCAUGUCGCCAGAGGUCUCCUUGAGGACGCCUUUUGGGCACAAGCGGACAUCUAUCCGCCGCUCUUUCGCAAAACCCAGAUCUCCCCAGCCCAUGAGGACUACUCGUUGACCCUGCAUCUUGCUACCUUGGCUCUUGGGAUGCGCCAUGCAGACCGUCGCCGGACCGAGCUGGCCCCUUUCUGGACGGGAACUCGCGAGUCAUCCUUACACUGCCUUCUGCGGACGGUCAUCGACACUCAAAUAUCAGUCGCGGACACUGUCGAUGUGCUACAAGCCGUUGUCAUAUUAUCCAACCUAGAAUACUCCUGUGGCAGGUAUCUCUCAGCGACAACCUAUCUUCAUUACGCAUUUGCACGCAUUUCGAACCCAACCAAUGAUAUGGUCUCGGUCGAGCUGUGCCAGUCGGACGACGAUCUACUCCUUCGACGAGCUUUGAUCAGAGUGUGCAGAUUUCUGCACAUGCAGUGGAUGAGCUUUCACCCAACCAACCUUCCUGGACUGCACUUGCCGCCAACGGCCAUAGCGCAGGCGUUGCGGAAUUCCGAAACGGGCCAUGCUUGGGUGAAAUACGACGGCGACAAUGACAACUUUUCAAUCUACCACGCCUUGCUCGAAUUGCUGUCGAUUAUACCAUCGACGACACAGAUGUCGACGCUCUCAACUGAUACCUCCUGCAAAAAUGUCUAUGCUCAGCUAUGCAAGGUAGAGACUACACUGAUCCACUUCCGCCGAACGAUACCAGCACGAUUUCAGUGGAACGGGGACACUUGGCGAACUGCAUCCGUGCCAAUGUUUCUCCUGCACCUACAGCUGUGCGUGGCUUCGGUGCUGCUGUAUGGACGACUGGCGCAAGCUGCAAAAUCAAACUGCACGAGCGAGCUUUCAGCCUCUCCGGACGAGGUUUUGGACAGGUGCUAUGCUAAAGUGAAGCGAGGGUCUAGUAAGCUGGCAUGUUCUGUUCCACGUUUCUUCGAGCGAUAUGACAGCUCCUAUGCCCCAGGGACCAUGGUCACCCAACUCGGGGUUGCGGUGAACGCGCUGCUUGAUGCACACGGCGCGUUUGGAGUCAAGGGAAAGACUGCCGUCUUACCUGCUCUCAAGUGUUGUGUCGUAGCUCUCGAGACACUGUCUGAACGUCAUCAAUUGGCAGAGGAUUUGGCCAGCCUCGCAACCAAGCAUUUGGCUUCAUUCUGGUGCGUGACAGAUGGCGCGUCCAAGUCGCCAGUGCCAGGCUUAGAGGGAAACAACGUGCCUACAGAGGAGGACCCAGGUGCGCAGCAACCAGCAAACGGUCAAAGAUUGCCUGGCAGCGGCCCACGCGCAGAGGCAGCGCGGCCUGCCAUUAGGAUAGCAAGUACCCAGAAAGGGUCCAGUGUCUCGCGGAAACGGUCUGCGGAGCAUCCUGAAUCUGGCGAAUGGAUAAGGCACGCGGCGGUGAUUGAAGAUCCCAUUUUCCCGGCAUAUUCGCGAGAGAUGUCGGUCCUCUUCAGUAUGUAUCGCGAGGAAAAAAAGCACAAGUCCGUGGGAAGCUCGCUUCAGCUUGACAGUGACUGGCUCACGCACAGCACUCGCGACCGGCAUCGGAGCAUAAGCCAGCAGGACGUUUCAGAGCAGGCUGCAUCACUGACCACUAUGGCAUCCGACUCCACAUCCAGCCUAAGCCCACCCAAUCCGAUCGAGUGCCAGGGUUCUACGCCAGGAAACGAUCCGGCUCUUUCGGGAACAGAGGACAUUGUUGACUACCUUCUGGACAUGGGAGUGCCACACGAUUUUGACAUUGAUGGAUUCUGUUCGGCCCUGAACGGCUACGGCUGUAAUCAAACAAUGGAUUGGGCCCCAGACUGUGAUUUGGAAUCUUGGAUAAAUUUACCAGUGCCAGACAUGCUUGGCCCGGCGUGACUCAGCGAACUGGGUAUGUAAAUCAUUAAUUGAACGAGGGCAAGAUGAAGCAACGGGUGCAGCAUUGCGAGGUUGGCGCAGAAUGGGACUCUCGUCAUAUUUAGAACAGUGUACAAUGAACAUACUUUAUAAUAAUGUCAUUCCUAUACCACCCGCAACAAA